Messenger RNA from Felis catus (domestic cat), 5389 nucleotides. RefSeq names its product leucyl-tRNA synthetase 2, mitochondrial (gene LARS2). Gene Ontology annotation, cellular component: mitochondrion. The record is from RefSeq and is a predicted model, not a curated record. Lineage: Eukaryota; Metazoa; Chordata; Mammalia; Carnivora; Felidae. Gene Ontology annotation, molecular function: leucine-tRNA ligase activity; ATP binding; aminoacyl-tRNA deacylase activity. The transcript is spliced from 24 exons. The coding region runs from base 1273 to 4368 and encodes 1031 amino acids. Gene Ontology annotation, biological process: mitochondrial translation; leucyl-tRNA aminoacylation.
UGGGCUGUGACACCUGAAAUGGCUGCGUGGUCACAAGGUGCCACUACGCAGUGUGGCCAGCAGAGAAGAAACCUGGGCCUCUGACGACACCGAACGCGGACUGUCUCUUGCUUGAGGGUCACCCUCUUUUGCCUCUUGGUCCCUGAAGGAACAAAUGACAAACGGGUUUCAGUUGGGGUUUUCAGCUACUUGCAACCUUGAUCUUGCAGAGACUGCAGGAGGCCAACCCACCGCCAUCUUAUUUUACUGAGGGAAGAAAGAAGGCCCAGAGGGACAGCCAUGUGUCCAGGUUUCAAAGCUAAGUCAUGGCAGUGUGACUCAGGAGACCGGCCAUCACUUCUAACACAGCCCUCCUCCUGUCAUACCGCAGCUUCUAGAAUCUUCAGCCUUGCCCUGCCCCGGCCAGCCCAGAGCCUUCUCUGUAGUCAGAUGUGUCUAUGGAAGCUCACCUGGUUGGAAUCCAACAGGCAACAUUCCAUCUAAUUAAGCAACUGUAAGCGGGAAGGCUGUAUCUCCGGAGCCUAUCUGUGUUUUGUGAUGAGUCUUUAUAAACCCUCGCUGGCUGUUGUGACGGGUGCCGGGGAGGUUGCUGAGACCUCGGUAAACAGGGUCCUGCUGGGCCACAGUGGGGGCUGUGGCAGUGUCUGUUUAUAGAAUCCAAAGUCUGCAUUUGGAUAAUUACCUCCAUGUAAUUGUCAGAUUAAUGUCACCUGGGCCAGAAGGUCUGCGUUUUGAUACUUAAGGAAAGAAAAAACAAAACCCUUUGGAGAUGCCCAACGGCUGUGAACUUGAAACAGCCUGACUCCUAAAAAUUGGGGAACCAGCGGCUGGGUGAGGCCAGAGCACAGCCAGCAGGGUGCUGAACAAGCAGGCUUGUGAAUGAGGCAGAGGGGAGGCCGACAGAGAACAUGUUGAUUUUCCUGCUUUCCCCACCCACCCCCACAGCCCCAAACACAUGCACAAAAGUGUGCAAGUCCUCUGAGAAGCCGGCAGCAGUGGGCUUCUGAUCUGGCCCCCUCUGUCAUGGGCAAAGUGCACGCUGGAAAAUUCAGGAAGAAGAAAGCUGGGAAAAAGCUGCGUCUGAAAAGAAAGCGAUUUCCUUCUCGAACACCCGAGCCGUCGCUCUUGUUACCCAAGGACUGUAAUUCUGCCGCACGGAGAGAGGGAACCCGAGGCUGAGACAGUCACUUGCCGAAAAUCACCAAGCUAAGAAGUGUUCAGGAAUUCAAACCCAGAUCUGAUCAAGUCAAGGGCCUUCCCACCUUCUGGAGAAUGGCUUCUGCUUGGCGGAGACUGGGUUUCUAUGUCUGUUUCCUGAAAAGCAAGCUAAAUGGUGGGCCAGAUAUCAUCAGCAGAGGAAGGAGAGUAAUCCCGGGAUGUGCCAGAGGUAUUUACAGUGCCACGGGGACGUGGACGAAAGAGUACACGUUGCAGACGAGGAAGGAUGUCGAGAAUUGGUGGCAUAAACGAAUAAAAGAAGAAACCUCCAAGAUAUCAGAAGCCGAUAAAUCAAAGCCCAAGUUUUACGUGCUUUCCAUGUUCCCUUACCCUUCCGGAAAGUUGCACAUGGGCCACGUGCGCGUAUACACCAUCAGCGACACCAUUGCACGGUUCCAGAAGAUGAGAGGGAUGCAGGUCAUCAACCCCAUGGGAUGGGAUGCGUUUGGACUGCCUGCCGAAAAUGCAGCAAUCGAGCGGAAUCUACAUCCAGACAGUUGGACGCAAAGCAAUAUUAAACACAUGAGGAAGCAGCUUGAUCGGCUGGGCCUCUGCUUCAGCUGGGAUAGGGAAAUAACUACAUGUUUGCCAGAUUACUACAAGUGGACUCAGUACCUCUUUAUUAAACUCUAUGAGGCUGGACUGGCCUAUCAAAAGGAGGCCUUGGUCAACUGGGACCCAGUGGAUCAAACGGUGCUUGCCAACGAGCAGGUGGAUGAGCAUGGCUGUUCGUGGCGUUCUGGAGCAAAGGUGGAACAGAAGUACCUCAGACAGUGGUUUAUUAAGACAACUGCUUAUGCCAAGGCCAUGCAGGACGCGCUGGCAGACCUUCCAGAAUGGUACGGAAUAAAAGGCAUGCAGGCCCACUGGAUCGGGGACUGUGUGGGCUGCCAUCUGGACUUCACAUUGAAGGUGGACGGGCGCGUCACGGGAGAAAAGCUGACGGCCUACACGGCGACCCCCGAGGCCAUUUACGGCACCUCCCACGUCGCCAUCUCUCCCAGCCACAGACUCCUGCACGGGCACAGCUCUCUGAAGGAAACCUUUCGGAAGGCACUCGUCCCUGGCCAAGACUGCCUCACGCCCGUGACGGCCGUGAACAUGCUCACCCAGCGGGAGGCCCCUGUCGUUAUCUUGGCCAAAGCUGACUUUGAGGGCUCUCUGGAUUCCAAAAUAGGAAUUCCCAGCACCAGCCCAGAGGACGCCAGCUUAGCCCAAACCCUGGGCCUCCCCUACUCCGAAGUCAUCGAGACUUUGCCGGAUGGCACAGAGAGACUCCGCAGCUCUGCUGAGUUCACAGGCAUGAACCGGCAGGAUGCGUUUCUAGCCUUGACCCAGAAAGCCCGGAGGAAGAGAGUCGGUGGAGACGUGACGAGUGACAAACUGAAGGACUGGCUGGUCUCGCGACAGCGGUACUGGGGCACGCCCAUCCCCAUGGUCCACUGCCCGGCCUGUGGCCCCGUGCCGGUGCCUCUGCAGGAUUUGCCCGUGACCUUGCCCCACAUCACAGCUUUUACCGGCAAGGGAGGCUCCCCUCUGGCCACGGCUUCGGACUGGGUGAACUGCGCCUGCCCGAGGUGCAAGGGAGCCGCCAAGAGAGAGACAGACACAAUGGAUACCUUUGUUGAUUCUGCUUGGUACUACUUUAGAUAUACCGACCCGCAGAAUGCUCACAGCCCUUUUAGCGCCGCCUUGGCAGAUUACUGGAUGCCUGUGGAUUUGUACAUCGGAGGGAAGGAACACGCUGUCAUGCACUUGUUCUACGCGAGAUUCUUCAGUCAUUUUUGCCAUGAUCAAAACAUGGUCAAGCACAGAGAGCCUUUUCAUAAGCUGCUGGCCCAAGGCCUUAUCAAGGGGCAGACAUUCCGCCUGCCGUCUGGACAAUAUCUACAGAGAGAGGAAGUAGAUCUCACAGGGUCUGUUCCUGUUCACGCAAACACGAAGGAGACGGUGGAGGUGACGUGGGAGAAGAUGAGCAAGUCCAAACACAACGGGGUGGACCCCCAGGAGGUCGUAGGGCGUUACGGCAUCGACACCAUCCGGCUGUACAUCCUCUUCGCCGCCCCUCCCGAGAAGGAUAUCUUGUGGGAUGUGAAGUCUGACGCCCUCCCCGGGGUGCUAAGAUGGCAACAGCGUCUGUGGGCCUUGGUGACCCGCUUCAUCGAGGCCAGGGCUUCUGGGACACUUCCCCGGCCCCAAGUGCUGAGUAAGGAGGAGAGAGCCGAGGGCAGGAAGCUCUGGGAGCACAAGAACUCGGUCAUCUCUGAGGUGACUGCCCAUUUCACAGAGGACUUCUCACUGAACUCGGCAAUCUCUCAGCUGAUGGGAUUCAGCAAUGCCCUCCUGCAAGCCUCGCAGAGAGUCGUUCUCCACAGCCCCGAGUUCGAGGACGCUGUCUGUGCCCUGACCGUGAUGGCUGCCCCGAUGGCCCCUCACAUCACCUCGGAGCUCUGGGCAGAUCAGCUUCCAAAAAUUCUCUGGAGCGCUGGCAAAGCUGCUCGGACGAGAGCAUCCGUCACGAUUCCCGGUGUUUUGCAAGGACUUUGCAGCGCCUCUGUGGUAAACUCAUCCCGCAUGCUGGAACAGCCCCGCCUGGGCCCACUCCGUCCCCCGGAAAUCCUGAGUGACACCCUCGCUGAGCCUUGGCUGCCGCGAGGGCCUGCAACAGGUCCCCGGGAAGCUGUGUGCCCACUAUGCCUGGGACACCGGCGUGCUGCUUCAGGCGUGGCCGACCGUGGACCCGCAGUUCCUUCAGCAGCCCGACGUCGUGGAGAUGGCCGUCCUGGUGCUCGUGUCGGGAUCACCGCUUCGCACAGUCAGGGCAUUGACGGAAGGGGACGUGGGACCUUGGCCGUAAAGAGGAGCAGCAUUACCCUAGUGCAGAAGACGAUGCCUGCUCGGCAGAAGCAAAGGGGGGAGCGCCCUCGGGGACAUUGGGACGAUCAACAACAAAGCCUGCGGCACAAUCCCCGUGCCCCAGCGAGUCUCGCGGGACCAGGACAAAGUCCACGAACUCGUCCUCCAAAGCGAGCUGGGUGUCAGGCUCUUGCAGGGGCGAAGCAUCAAGAAAGCGUUCCUCUCCCCCAGAACGGCCCUCAUCAACUUCCUGGUGCAGGACUGACGGCAGGGAGGAGGAAGGGGGAGGGGUAGGGGGGCGCUGGCCCAGGGUGGGGAAACGACGGAUGUCUUGAACGCUCACCCUCGUCCUCUGACGGACGGGUAUGGGUGGUGAGCCUCUGUGGCGGGGCCUGGUGCAGGGGUGGGGACGGGUGUGGGCAGAGCAGAAGGACUCUCGAAGGCGGAGGGGUGGGGCAGCCCCUGCAGGUGGAGGAAGCCAUCUGACCCCGCACGAAGCCACCAGAGGUACGGCCGGGUGUUUGCAGGAAGGCGAGAAGAGAAGUGAGAAUGCACGUGUGCCUCUCGAGCAGCCUGGGAGCUUCUGACCCCCAGAAACUGCACGGCCUUCGACACACCCCGGGAACGGGAGGGCGAACUGAGGACCCACGCACGGCAUUUGGGUCGUGUCCAAAUGCCCAGAUUGUGGCAUGGACGCUGCGGUCUUCAGAAGCCGCUAGGAACCAGAAGGCAAGCGGGGCGGGUCCCUCUACAGGUGUCCCCGCCUCCUGGGGUGAAGCACCACUUCCUACCCUCUCUCGGGGUGUGACAUUUGCUGUGCAGUGAGGCAGGACCACGCCGGGUGGGACCUCAGAUGGAAGCAAUCGCAGGGCCGACCGCAGCCCCGCGCGGUGUCUGCUCAUGUGGGCCCCAGAUGCCGCCACCGCCGUCGAUGUGGCCCCUGGAGCCCAUCGUGAGAAGCGCGAGCUCGCCGCGGAGGAGUGGCCCAGAGCCACCGGGUGUUGCCUUCUUGUUCAGGCCGCCACCGUCUGGCAGCCGGGGAGGCGGCUGGGGACGGACCCCUAUCGUUGGUGUCAUUCGGAUAACCGGGUCCUAUGUGAUGUCAGCAAUUGGGUGCUCUGAGCAGAAGCGGCCAAAGCCACUGAUUAACAUUUAAUGGGGAAGUGGAGGAGAAUCUCGCCAUUUUGUGAUGCUGAAAAUCUGUAUUUGUUUUCUGAUGCCAUUUUUCUGAGGUAACCUCAGAUGAGGUAGCCUGCAGUUGAACAGCUAACAGAUGACUUUUUUUUUAACGUAAUAAAAUGUUUGUCAUGUGCGA